UCGCUGCCAUUUAUUACUUGUCCUUAAUAAAAAAAUAAAAAAUAAAAAAUGGAUUAGUUGUUUGCAACAUUUAGGCAAUACAGGUCGAAUUCAAAACUAAGAGUAUAAGAAGCCUCUAUAUUUGUCCACGGGAGGGGUAACUAUCCAUAUAUAGUCCCGUCAUGUGUGACUGGAUUAAUUAUGCUUCAAGGCCAACCUAAACUUUUGUUUCCUUCCAAGUAAAGUACUAUUGAAUUCUCGGGAAACAAUCUUUCUUUUCUUAGUCCAAACAUAACCAAAUAAUUCCCAAUAACUUUUAAUUUGGGCUGAGAUAUUUGGCGCCUAAAUACGAAUAUAUUAACCGAAAUAACGUCUCUAACGGUCAUUUGGAACUAGACCACCCCGUCAUGUCGUCUUCGUUCCAACUAUAAACGUCCAUAGCAGAGGUCCCAUUCCUAGCAGUCUUAAUCUCUCUCCUAGGGUUUAAAAAUGGGUCGGUUUUGAAGCACAAGAAGACAUGUGAAGGAAAUAGCAUAAAGUACAAGUGAUGGAUCAGCAAGGAAAAUGCAACAAAGCACAAGAUAUACUUGAUUUUUCAGUUUUGGAUUCCAGCGAGGCUACAAAUUUAAUCAACAACACCAAUAACUGGCUGUUAAAUAUGAACGAUGAUGAUCGAUGGGAGGAAUUACCGAGCAAAAAGAAGGGAUUCGCCGGGGCUAUAUCAGAAGAAGAGCUGAAGAUUCGAAGUGAGGUUGAAAUGGAAAUCGAAAAAAACAUGGAGGAAGAAAUCAAAGAUGGGAUUUGCCAUCUUGCUCUGAGAUUGCAGAGGCUCUAUCAACACCAAAAGGAAAGACGAAGUGCUGCUACGAAUGGAAGAAAGAGUAAUAAUAACAAGGCAUUUUGUGAGGUUAAUAUUAACAUAAAAAUGGAAGGAGGAACCAAGAUUGAAAUUAAAGAGACCAAAAAACCAGCGCCUGAAAAGGUUUGCCCUAAUUGGACUAGUUCAGGAAUAUCAGAGAAAAGUUAUCAACCAGUUACAAAGAUGGCUAGAAAUACCAAGAAGUUUGAUUGGGCCAAGUCGCUGCGUUCGAGUGCUGGGCCUGCACUCGUCACUAACAAAAAUAGCGGCCCACGUGAACUGGGUUGGAAAGUUUGAGAUUGCCUUGGUUUGUUUAUAUAUUUAAAUUAUGACUGAUAUUACAUCUUUAAGGCUUAAGCUACACCAACGGGAGGAAGAGCGUUCAAACCCUGGACGUAGUGGGAAUGACAAUAAUACCACUGCUAUUGUUGUUGCUCACAGGUAGCUUCACCAGUGUGAUUUUAUAUGAGACAUGAGUAAGUUGUGAAUGUUUUGGGAGAUAUGAAAACAUCAAUUGUUGUAAGUGACUUUAAUUGUGAUUUUUUAUAUAUUUUACCGAACCUCAAAAAUAAAUAAUGAAGUUGUUUUUGUAAGGAAAAGGAACACUAGUGCGGUGUCUCAUGGAUGAUACUAUGCUCCUAAUGUGUAAGGAGUCACUAUGACGUGACAUUAUUUCACCAUCUACAUUAUUAGUUUUUAUUUUAUUUUAUUUUUUUAUCAUCAUUUGAGAAUUAUUUAUUUAAUUUAAAAAUUGUUUACUGAUCCAGAGGUAUUGAACAAAUUGACAGUUAUUGAUUAAUUAA
Pyrus x bretschneideri (Chinese white pear) is the source of this 1641-nucleotide messenger RNA. RefSeq lists its product as uncharacterized. The coding region runs from base 527 to 1135 and encodes 202 amino acids. The record is from RefSeq and is a predicted model, not a curated record. The transcript is spliced from 3 exons. Lineage: Eukaryota; Viridiplantae; Streptophyta; Magnoliopsida; Rosales; Rosaceae.